Messenger RNA from Nematolebias whitei (Rio pearlfish), 3437 nucleotides. It is a transcript of the gene elf1, whose product is annotated as E74-like ETS transcription factor 1. Gene Ontology annotation, biological process: regulation of transcription by RNA polymerase II; cell differentiation. Gene Ontology annotation, molecular function: DNA-binding transcription factor activity, RNA polymerase II-specific; sequence-specific DNA binding. Gene Ontology annotation, cellular component: nucleus. The transcript is spliced from 9 exons. The coding region runs from base 290 to 2236 and encodes 648 amino acids. The record is from RefSeq and is a predicted model, not a curated record. Lineage: Eukaryota; Metazoa; Chordata; Actinopteri; Cyprinodontiformes; Rivulidae.
GCUCGAUUGCCAAAAUGGAUCUCCCUGUCAUCCGAAUCCUGAGUCUUUGAGGUGUAGAUGCUCCAGGCGCAGCGGGGCCCGGCCUCUGUAUCGGAGCGGGACGAGGCUGCUCCCACCUGGGCCACGGUACACCACUGAAACACCGGCUCGUGGUCAGAUCUGCUCAGAUUAGAAAACGGGACGAAGCUCAGAGGCCAUUUUGUGAAGUGAAGCUGAGUGAAGCAGAGGAGGAGGAGUAGUCGCAGUGGGGAUAUUUUCGUCUGCUUCCCGCCCUCUGAACUGCACUGCGAUGACGACUGCAGUUCACCCCAGUGAACUGGUGUUUGAGUUUGCCAGCAACGGGAUGGAUGAAAUGAAUCAGCUGGAUGACCCGUCCGUAUUUCCAGCUGUGAUUGUGGAGCAGGUGCCCACAACGGAUCUGUUGCAGGUCUACUCGGGCCUCGAGUCCGAUGAGGUGACGAACGGUAUCAUGGUGGACACGACUCUUCACGUGGUGGAGGAACCAUCCAUGCUGCCAGGAGGAGUGGACCUCACCGAAACAACAGUUCCGGGUGCAGAAGGCAAUAUAGAGACAAAUGAAGCUGCAGCUGCUCUGCUAAACAUGGAGUCUCCCAACAAUAUUUUGGAUGAGAAGCGUAUGAUCCACACCUUCAACCCUCUGCUGGAGUCAGACAUGACCUACGCACCACUGAGGCCUGACCAAAUGGACACGGUUGCCCUUGAUGUGUCCCUAGACGAGGACACGUCCUCCAUGGAUGAGAUUCCUCAAAGGUGUCCUUUAAAACCUCAGAAAAAAACCAAAGUGCGAAAGCCCCGGGCGGUGCGUUCCUGCUCUCCUAUCAGCACCCCUAACCUGCCUCUCAGGAAGAAGAGCAAAGAGGGCAAAGGCAACACCAUCUACCUGUGGGAAUUCCUUUUGGCUUUGCUGCAAGAUAAAAACACCUGUCCCAAAUACAUCAAAUGGACGCAGCGCGAAAAAGGCAUCUUUAAGCUGGUGGACUCCAAGGCUGUUUCAAAGCUUUGGGGCAAACACAAGAACAAGCCUGACAUGAACUAUGAGACCAUGGGGAGGGCUCUCAGGUACUACUAUCAGAGAGGUAUCCUGGCUAAAGUGGAGGGGCAGCGGCUGGUCUAUCAGUUUAAGGAGAUGCCAUCCGAUCUGGUGGUGAUUGACGACGAAGACGCAGGUUCUGACGCCUGCGAGAACCAGAGAUCUUCCAACGGGAGGUCUGUGGCUCGUGGAGGGUCGAAAGGCCACGGAAGGGCUCAUGGUGGACACCAAGUCUCAGUGAAGCACAUGAAGAAAGAGCCCAUCGAUGAAAGGCUGUACCAGGACGUUGACUGUGGACAGGCUGAGCAGCUCCUCCAUUCUGUUCAUGUUUUACAUGAAAAUCAUUUAUCGUGUGUUCAAGAUGCAGCACAAGCUAUGAGGACUAUCGGCACGCCUGUAUCGGUACCUAUGGUGCUGACAUCCACUGGCUCUCUGCAGUCUGUUCCCCUCACAACUGUUCUGGCUAACGGGGACUCCAGCCACUCCUCCCCUCCUCGGGUUAUCCUCCACACCAUCCCCUCCGCAGGUGGUAAAGAUGUGCUAACCAUUCAGACGGCCUCUUUAGCAGGUGGAGCCGGCAGCCUGCAGGACGGCCUCCCGCAGCAGCUUCUGGUCACCAGUCUGGGCUCCUGCGCCAUCUCCUCCUCUGCAACCUCCUGUACUUCCCCUCCAGGAGUCAUUAGUUCCGCCACCUCCAGCCUCAACGGCCUCCCCCGUCUCGUCACCAUCAACACAACCAACGGGCAGACCAUGGUGGCGCAGCAGCCUGGCACUGUAAUUGCCACCGUGCUGAAAUCCAGCGACCUCUCUGGGCUGCAUGUGAAAGAGGAGAUGCUGGACACCAGCUACUUUCAGUCGAUAGUGAACGGCGAUCCGUCGCUGGCAGCGCACAUGUUCGACAAGGAAGAGAUGGAGGUGGGAGAGGCAGAGCUGCAAUACAGGACUGUGAUCAUUGAUACCAGUCAAAGCCAUGGCCAAGGGUCUGCACAGGAAACUAUAAUAAAUGGACAUUACUCCCAGAGCAGCAGCCCCGGUGAGGGGCUGACCCCCGUAGAGGAGCUGGAGGUGCGUGGGGAGAUGUCCCUGCAGCCAGAGCAGGGAAUCAAAGGCCUGCAGGAGCUGCCGCUGUCUGUUCAAUUGCCUGCAAACUUUAUCCAGAUUAAACCUGAACCUGCAGAAGCUUAGAGCUACAGGACUCUUCCACAUAAGCUGAACCAAAAAAAACAAGAAAACAGCUGAAAUUAUGGUAAAAACUUUUGCCUUCUACCGCAAAGGUCUGAUCAAGCAUCAGAAGUGAGGGAUGUUGCUCUUAAAGUUGGGCAGUUCAGCUUCAGGAUUUAUUGUUUUUUGACAUGUUUUGUGACCACGUGCCUAAUUUCAAAAAUCUAGAGAGUACUGUUUUUUUUUUUUUUAAGAUUUGGACACGAGUCCCAACACAAGGACAAAAUGCUUUCUCUUUAUAGGAGAACAGCUGUUGGAUAAACCUGGAAAUUCUGUCUACCAAAUGUGCCAGUUAAUUAUUUUUUACUUUACAUCUCAUAUGUUGGACUCGUUAAACGUUAACGGAGAGCACCACAAACCAAAAAGCGAGGCCUGAAUGCCAAACGGUUCUGAUGUCUGAACGUGUAUGCAGUGUGCAAGUUUCUGAGGGUUGGAUCUGUGUCAGGACCGUGUCCAGUCUGACAAAAACAUCUCAGAGUUUAAUAGAAGAGUGCCUUAAAAGAAGCCCAGACCGCUCAAGACUGUUAGAAGUGUUUGUGAAAAGAAUGAAAUAGAUUUUUUUUUAAACAUGCAAGUACUUAAUAUUCAUUUAUUUUGAUAUAAGCAGAGUAGGUGUGCAUAUAUUCUCCAUUAGCGUUUGCCUUUAAACACUGUGUUACUAUGGAAAUGGGCAUUUUCCCAUCCACCAAGGACAAUGUAACAUCAAAACUGUUUGAACAGAGCUGCAGACUGGAGACGGCAAAAUAGGGAGGAACAAAUGAAGAGACAGAAUAUGCCGAGUAAAACUGAUUUUUAUCAGUUUUUCCUGUCUCUGAGACGCCGAGGUUAAAAAUCCUGUUUAUAUGAAAUAGAAUAUAUCUGAAUCUAUAAUUAUAUAUACUGUAUGUAUGCAAAUGAAAUGCAGUUGAGAUAAAAAAUUUUAAGCCCACAACACAUUUAUUUAUUUUGUGAAUUCCUAAAUUCUGUAAAAAAAAAAAAAAAAUUAAAAAAAGGCACAUUUGUUUUCUAUUUAGUUGUAUAAACCUGAGGGAAGAUAAAAAGAAUAUGAAACAGGAAGCUUAUCUAGUUUAUUUCUCUGUAAGAUUGACCAUUUUCUAUUCGUGUUGCAUUCCAUAUACUCAGCUUUGUUUUUAUUUUUUAUUUUAUUUUGGACUUGAAUCCUCAG